GUUAUACCCUACUUUUGCCUUCCUUCGGUACGGGCCCGUCGGCACCUAAGUGACCUAACAUCUAACAUUGAAUUUGAUCGCCUUGUGUCACUCGUUUCAAUCAGCUGGUAUUUUCUAUCUGCCCUGUAUCACGUCAAAAUGUCUCUCAACAUUAAAGUGAAGACAAUCACUGGGUAGUUACAUGUAUUUCGUUUCGUGUCGUAUGCGCAAUACCGCAGACCCUCUGUGUCAGUUUGUCUAAGCCCCCGCUGGGUCAAAGUCUCUGCGCGAAUAAAUCUCCGUGCCUCUUAAUUAUUAUUCACUGUUAUUCUGUUAUUCUGUUAUUCUCAUAUAUAUCCAAGGGAGGUACCUCGGUAUUUAUAUAUUUUCCCGCGUCUGCCCUAUUUAGUCCAAUGUACCCAGGGUAAUUCGUGAGUCCCUGAAAAUCCUAUCGGCUGACAGGGUGGCCUGAUGGAUGGUAGGCCCAGGUACUCCUUCUGCCUAACCUAGAAUACUAGAUCAACCACAUGGCAGUUGACUCUUAUUGGAAUACAUCGGAUACAUAAUACCUACAUACAUACCUAUCUAUCAAGAUCAUAUACACACCUUUCCCACCAUUGCUACCCUCCCUUUUCCUUCCUUCCCGGGUUGGCAUGUCGAAUCUACAUCGACGUAUUCCUCCCUCGGUCAAUAUGGAAGACAACGUCACCAGCCAGGAGCCGUUACUUGGGCGGGAAUCGAGUAGCGACGAUGGAAAUCUUGUGCGGAGAGAUUCGUAUGGAUCUACCUCUACCAAGGACGACGCGGUAGAUUCCACCAACUCUGAAGAUGAAGAAGCCAACAUUGGUCAAGAUGGCAUCAAACAAGCCGACGCUAUCAACCAAGUUUGGUCGAGAACUGCGCUGAUAUGGGCAUACUCUUUCAUUUUCUUAUGCUCGUUCGCGAAUACGCUGCAAUGGCAGAUUAUGUCAAACCUCCAACCCUAUGUCGUCAGCGAAUUCAGAUCGCACUCUCUAAUUCCUACUAUCGGGAUAGUAGCGUCCAUAAUGAGUGGCAUUUUAAAGCUUCCAAUAGCCAAGAUGAUCGAUUCCUGGGGCCGCCCGCAGGGUCUUGCGUCUAUGAUCGCGCUUACGACCGUUGGUCUCGUGCUAAUGGCCGCUUGCCAGGAUGUCCAGACUUAUGCGGCCGCCGAAGUCAUCUAUCAAGUCGGUAUCAGCGGUUUCACUUACAUCCUCGAUAUCAUCAUCGCAGACACGUCGUCGUUGAAGGAUCGAGUUCUCGCGUUUGCGUUCAACUCGUCGCCCACCCUCAUUACCACGUUCAUCGGCCCAAUAGUAGCCACCCGCUUUCUCGAAGACAGUUCUUGGAGAUGGGCAUUCGCGUUCUCUGCGGCGUUGUUCAUGGUACUUUCAGUGCCCAUACUUACCAUCCUAGCCGUCAAUGCCCGCAAGGCGAGAUUAUUAGGCAUUCUUCGUAAAUCUGCCAGGAGUAGCCCAUGGACCAUAGGGAAAUUUCGCCAAGCCUUGAUUGACCAUGACGCGCUGGGCAUGUUUUUUGCCGCAGCGGGUUUGACUUUGAUUUUGGUGCCGUUUUCCUUAAAGGGUGCCUCGGUUAAUAAUUGGAUCGCCAUCACCCCCAUUUUUGGGGUGUUCUUCAUUGUCGCGUUUGGUGUUCACGAGCGGACGGCCAAGCGACCCUUUAUACGAUUCUCACUCCUAUGCUCGCGCAACGUCGCGGGAGCUUGCUUGUUGUCCGUCACCAUCUUUAUAGCCUACUUCGCAUGGGAUGGUUACUACACGUCGUAUCUGCAGGUUGUACAUAACUUGACUGUCACCCAGGCAGGCUACAUUGGCCACAUCUACGGCCUGGGCUCUUGCAUCUGGUCGGUAGUCGUGGGGUACCUAAUCCGACGGACAGAUCGGUUUAAGUGGCUCGCAUUGACUGCCUUGCCAGUUCACAUAAUUGGCGGGGCUUUGAUGCUGAUCUUUCGCAAACCGGACACGAACAUUGCCUGGGUUCUCAUGUGCCAGAUCCUUAUCACUAUCGGUGGUAGCACGCUCGUGUUGUGCGACCAGAUGGCGGUGAUGUCUGUUGCGAAACACACAGAGCUAGCCUCUGUCGUGGCUCUCUUGGGACUUUCUUACUAUGUUGGAUCAGCUAUCGGCAAUUCGUUGAGUGGCGCGAUAUGGAACAGUACGCUUCCACAAGAGCUGACCAGGCUCUUGCCUGACCUCUCUCCCGAUGAGCUGGAUCUUAUCGGGUCGGAUCUAAAGAAGCAGCUAAGCUAUCCCGUGGGUAGCGUGGUGCGCAACGCCAUCAUUGCCGCAUACGGCAAGGCCCAAGCCCGCAUGUGCAUUACGGGCACUCUCAUAUCCCUAUUUGAGAUCGUUGCAGUGUGCAUAUGGAGAGACGUCAGAGUCAGCCAGUCCCAGCAGGUCAAGGGGACUGUGCUAUGAUUUAUGAUAUAUUAGAUGGUGUGUUUGAUUUGAUUGGUUGGGUAACGGCAACCUACAUAAUGCCUACCACAUAACUAGACUUUGGAGAUUUACAUAGUAAAGCGACGUCGCAUGGAUGCAUACCCAGGUAUUGUAUUGUACAUGUUAAAUACAUCAUAGGGCAUUUACAUACUAUACAUAAGACAUUUGGAA
Hypoxylon fragiforme is the source of this 2627-nucleotide messenger RNA. RefSeq names its product MFS general substrate transporter. The transcript is spliced from 3 exons. The record is from RefSeq and is a predicted model, not a curated record. NCBI's taxonomy places the organism in Eukaryota, Fungi, Ascomycota, Sordariomycetes, Xylariales, Hypoxylaceae. The coding region runs from base 633 to 2435 and encodes 600 amino acids. Gene Ontology annotation, biological process: transmembrane transport. Gene Ontology annotation, molecular function: transmembrane transporter activity.